AUGAACUCGGUGGCUGGGGCAUCAAAUGUGAUUGUGAUAUCGCGAGGGAAGGGCAAAGAAAAAGUGCAACAGCCUGUAGACUUGGAGGAACUGGUGGGAACAACCCAAGAGAAGAAGAACUGGCGAGGCAUCAUUAUUGCACUGCUGGUCAUCUUGACCGUCAUAGCCUUGAUAGUUACUGCAACCAUACUCGUUACACCGAAGACAGUGGAUGAGAUCGUAAAGAAGAAGCUAGACUUUAGAGGAUUCAUCAAAGGCGAUUACGAACCAAAAACGUUCAAUCCUAUUAUGCUUAAAGAGGAAAUACUGCGUUCCAAUGCGGCCUUCUGGUUCUCUCCCGACGGCUCGUUUAUCCUUUACGCCUCUUUUGACGACAGAGAUGUGAUGACGUACGAAAUUUCAAUGUAUGACGUCACUGGUGACGAAUUCGGCAGAACUGAACAUUUGUCUUAUCCGAAGCCAGGAACGCCAAACCCGAAAGUAGUGCUAAAGGUCGUCCAUUUAAUUUCUAACACAACAUCAGCGAUUCCGGUUCCAACUGAGAUCCAAAACAUCGAUUACUACUUCACUGCCGUCACGUGGCAGGAUGAUAGUCACGUUCUGGUCGCGUGGAUGAAUCGUGCGCAGAACAUGUCAAUUUUAUCACUAUGUGAGGCUAAUGGAGCCUCGUGCAAAAAGAAUUUGAGAGUGGAAUCACCAACGGGUUGGGUCGACCUGUUUCGCCCCGUGGUGUUCAAGCCGGAUGGUAGCAAGUACUUCCUGCUCUUGCCGCAAACCGACGGCGCCGCCGGCAGCUUUCAGCACAUCGCCAUGGUUGACUACGACAGCGACAUAACGGGAAAAUAUAGCGAUGGUUCCAAAACAUUUAUAACAGCAGGACAGUGGGAUGUAUUUGACAUUGUUGGAUACGACAAUAGCCGCGAGCAAAUAUAUUUUACCGCUACAAAUAUGGACGACCCGACGGAGAAGCAUUUAUAUAGAGCGACGGUUCAAAAAGACAGCCCUUACUUCAAAUCGAUUAAAUGCUUGUCUUGUGACAUCUCGAAUGACUGCAAGUACGUUGACGCUACGUUUACGCCCUCUGGAAAAUACUACAUACUUGCCUGCAAAGGGCCCGGGAUUCCUAUAUACUAUCUUUACUCCACUGAAAAUGGAUUAGUGUCAGUCCUCGAGGACAACGCGGACUUGCGGACCAAACUGGAAGACUACUCCUUGGCUGUGGAGGAGUUCCUUAAGCUUCCCAUCGACAAAGAGGAGACCGAUCACAUGUGGGUGAAAGUUUUAUUACCCCCAGUACUUAGGAAGGAAGAAAUAACGACAUACAACAUUUUAUUUAAAGUUAAUGGUUCACCUGGAACGCAGCUCGUCACCAAGGAGUUUAAUAUUGGCUGGGAGCAGUACCUGUGCAGUUGUCAUAGCGUUAUAAUUGUGUUUGUCGAUGGGCGUGGUUCUGGGGGGCGUGGCAAAAGGUGGAUGCAUGCCGUGUAUAAACAGCUGGGCCAACUGGAGGCGGAUGAUAUCAUUACCGCUGCUAAUCACUUUAAUAACCUACAUUAUGUGAACGAAAAUACCACUGUAUGGGGCGCAUCCUACGGAGGGUUUCUGACGGCGUCCGUUAUAGCGCGCGCAUCGAAUGCGUUUCGUUGUGGUAUGGCUGUUUCGCCGGUAACAGAUUGGCGUUACUAUGAUUCCGUUUUUACUGAGCGUUACAUGGGACUUCCUACAGCCAGUGAUAAUCUUGGAGGCUAUAAUGCGGCGAACAUAUCAAAAUAUGCAUCCAACUUCAAGUCCGCUAGAUUUAUGAUUAUACAUGGAACCGGUGAUGAUAACGUACAUUUCCAGAAUUCUGCUCAACUUAUAAAAGCAUUAGUGGAAGAAGAUGUAUACUUCCGCCAACAGAUAUACCCCGAUGAGAACCAUUUUCUAAACGGGAAAAGCACCAAAAUCCAUCUGUAUAACACCAUGGAGGACUUCAUACUGCAUUGUUACGGCAAACCGAAAAGUAUAAUUGAGUUCAUCAGUGAGCCGUCUGAGAAAGAUGUGGAUCCACCUGAAGAAGAGGAAGUCGAAUGAACACAACUGAGUCGCGUU
Messenger RNA from Dreissena polymorpha, 2091 nucleotides. Its product is annotated as dipeptidyl aminopeptidase-like protein 6. The record is from RefSeq and is a predicted model, not a curated record. Bases 1 to 2073 code for a protein of 690 amino acids. Lineage: Eukaryota; Metazoa; Mollusca; Bivalvia; Myida; Dreissenidae. The transcript is spliced from 20 exons. Gene Ontology annotation, biological process: proteolysis. Gene Ontology annotation, molecular function: dipeptidyl-peptidase activity; serine-type peptidase activity.